CAGCAAUUUCAGUCUGAACGAUAAGAUGAGGAACUUCCUCGGAGCUGUGGAAGACAAGAUGGUGUUGUCACGGCAACAUGGAAGCAGUGAUGACGUCGACAGACGUCUUUCCAAGCUGACCGGAACGGCAGCAACAACCAAGUCACAUCCUGCUAUGAAGGGUAUGAAAGGAACAGUUGACCAGCUUCCUGAUGAGCUGAGCGGUACAGCCCUCUGGCAGAGCGUGGCCCAGGGGGGCCUCUGCCAAGGAAUCAGCCGGAGGUCGCAUCAAACUCGCUGCAAGCAAAGCCCAGGAUAAGAACCUGCAGAAACAGUUCUUGAUGGAUGAGGUCAACUCCCUGACGGACAAGCUUGACAAACUCAACGCAACGUUUGCGGAGCUCAGCACAGAGUACGUCAAGACCCAAGACGCGAUCAGCACUAUCUGUGAAGAACUGCAUUCUCAGAAGACGCUUGCUGAAGAGGAGAAGGAAAAACCAGAAGAAAAUGAGAAGCUGAUGAAAAGCACAACAAAACUUCUGAGCGACGCCCAGAACAAUCUGACCGACAUCAAACUCAUACGAGAUGCUCUCUCUAAGAAGAUCGACUCAUACAGCAAGCUGCUCGAGGAGAGGCAGCAACAAUUACAAACUCAACUCAGACGAAAAGAGGUCAAGAAAAAGUAAAAACUCCCCUAUUUCAAAUAAUGGAACUGCCAAAUCGCUAUAGAGUCAUGUAUUACGUAGGUCAUUCUAAUCGCUCUACAAGGGGUGAUAUACACAAGCAGCAAACUACUUGAAAGGAGGCAACAACAAUUACAGACUCAUCUCAGAUGCAAAUAGGUCAAUAAGUAAACUCCCCCUAUUUCAGAUAAUGGAACAGCCAACUUUCCAGAGUCAUUUAUUACACAGACUAAUCUAUUCACUCUACAAGGGGUUAUACCGAUAUGUGCAUAUAGCAAGCAGCCCGAAUUACAGACGAAAAGAGGUCAAGAAAAAGUAAAACCCCUCUAUUUCAAAUAAUGGAACAGUCACAUUGCAGUAGAGUGGUGUAUUACAUAGGCCAUUCCAUUCACUCUACAAGGGAUGAUGUAUACAGCAAGCUACUUUGAAGAGAAGCAGCAACAAUUACAGACUCAAUGCAGAACAAUAAAAGAUCAAGUAGAAAUCUGCUAUCUGACUCUUGUGCAUUUUGUUUCGAGGGAGUCCACGGCAUUGGCUAAAAUUGUAUAUUUAAUUUAUUAGAUAUAUCAUUUUAAGAAUAUACUUUGUUGUAGAAAAUAUCAUAGUAGUUGAUUUUUAUACUGAAUUGUAAAUAUUGCUGUGUGCUUUUCAUCUUUAUUUUCUUGCAAUACUCAGAAUAAAAUUGAUAUUGAUAAUUAUUGUUGAUUAUGAAGCAUGAAUUGUUGAUUUUUUAAUGAUAUUUAAUACAAAAGGUUGAAGUAUUGUACUUUAUCAUCAAAAUUUUCCUGUUUUACAUCAUGUAUUAAAUAAAUUUGUAGGAUUAUAUUUCUGAAAUAAAUGACAACUGUCUUUAUAGUAUUGUCACAUUGUUCAAUUAAAACAUAAAGUCAUUAAUUGUAUAACUAUCCUGUGCCUUUUGAUAUUUUACCUAAUCAAUAUGCAAAGAUAUUUAUUUAAACUAUGUACAAAGUAUUUCGAAAUUUGUUCCGUCCUACAUUCUACAGUUUUGAAGUAUUUCCUUAUUUUGACCGUCCAUUAUUAUCUUGAGUGUGUUUUCUUUUCAUUGUACAUGUACAUCAGUAAAGUAAUGUGUGAUAUUUCACUUAGCAUAGAAAAAAUAUUGGUCAUUAUAAAUUUAUGGUCAUAAAUGUAUAAUGGAAGGAAUAAAAGCAACAUCUAUGUUGAUGAAGGAAUAAAAUUGCCCGGCAUCAUCUAUUUCAAUCGCUAUUCGAUGAGGAAGAAUUUAUACCAGUUCGGUCAGUUAUCUGCAUCAGAUAAUACACAUAAAUCCCAUAAAGCUGAGAUUUAGGAGAGUUGAGAGUUAUUGUAUUGUCAAUUUUUAAUUUGAAUUUGGAAUGUUUAGAAUCGUAAUAUGUAUGUUCAUGAUGAUCCAUUACAAAAUUGGACUCUGCUCAGUCUAAUCAC
Molecule: messenger RNA, 2087 nt
Organism: Lytechinus pictus (painted urchin)
Lineage: Eukaryota; Metazoa; Echinodermata; Echinoidea; Temnopleuroida; Toxopneustidae
Exons: 4
Coding region: 321-665 (114 amino acids)
Source: RefSeq, a predicted model, not a curated record